Mercenaria mercenaria is the source of this 2401-nucleotide messenger RNA. Its product is annotated as GPI mannosyltransferase 3-like. The coding region runs from base 273 to 2264 and encodes 663 amino acids. Gene Ontology annotation, molecular function: alpha-1,2-mannosyltransferase activity. Gene Ontology annotation, cellular component: endoplasmic reticulum membrane. The transcript has 8 exons. Gene Ontology annotation, biological process: GPI anchor biosynthetic process. Lineage: Eukaryota; Metazoa; Mollusca; Bivalvia; Venerida; Veneridae. The record is from RefSeq and is a predicted model, not a curated record.
UAUAGCUUGUUUCGGGUAGUAAACAAUAUUGAUUUCUGGAAAAUAAUCAAUUAGCUGCUGAUAUCAAGCCUCAGCAUGAAUUAGAAUACACCUGUAGAACUAUUGCCGGUAAAACACACGUCAUUUUAUUGGAAGAUCUUGUAGAAAUGGAGAAAGAGAGAAACUGGACCAAAGAAUUUCCCUUAUCCUCUGGCUUAGAUAAUUAUAAACAUCUGUGUAAUUAAGAGUUUUUUUGCAAACACAUAGGCGUGGUGGGAAAAGAGUUAAAGAACAUGACAAGAGAUGCAAAAAGCACUGCUACAAUCCGUAGACGAAGAGCAAAGAAUAAGAGUGACUUUGAAAGGCUAAAGAAUAGUCGACCCUCUUCACCUACGCCUCUAGAGGAAAUCAAUGAAUUCAAUGAGGAAGAUGAAGGCUAUUUGUUUGAUGAUGAAGUUCUUGGACCUUCUGUGAUCAAGAAGAUUAUGUCGUCGGAGAAAACAUUACUUCUGUCAUUAAUAUCACUAAGACUUGUCAACUCACUUUUCAUACAGACAAGCUUCGUUCCAGAUGAAUACUGGCAGUCACUUGAGGUUUCUCAUAAUAUGGUAUUUGGGUAUGGUUAUUUAACUUGGGAAUGGAAGAAUGGAUUGAGAGGUUACCUGUACCCGUCAGUUUUUGCUGUAUUUUAUAAACUACUGGCUAUUUUUGGACUUGAUAAUAGACUUUUAUUGAUUAAAUUGCCACGACUUAUACAGGGUGUCAUUGCUGCUGUUGGUGACCUAUAUCUUUAUAAGUUCUCCUGGUUGUUAUGUGACCGAGCCACCGCCCAGUGGACCUUGCUAUGUCAGACCAUCAAUUGGUUCAUGUUGUAUUGUUCAACGAGGACACUUACAAAUAGUACGGAGACAGCCCUCAUAUCUGCAGCAUUGUUUUACUUUCCAUGGCCUGGGAAACAAAAUGAUUCUAGUCAAUCAGUACGUAAGUUCCUAAGUCUAGCGGCAUUGUCAGUCAUUGUACGACCAACGGCAGCUGUCAUCUGGUUACUGCUGUGUUCUUGGCAUUUACAGAAUAGUAAAAAUCAGCUGUAUAAAACUCUGAAAAGCUAUGUCAUUGUUGGAUGUUGUUCACUAGCGUUGUCAGCUACUAUAGACAGGAUAUUUUAUGGGAAAUGGACAUGUGUGCAAUACAACUUUCUAGUGUUCAAUGUGUUGAGUGGGGGAGGGGCUUUCUACGGGACACACCCAUGGCACUGGUACCUGUCCCAGGGAUAUCUAGUCAUCAUGGCAACACAUAUAUUUCCAUUCGUUCUUGGAGCUUGGCGAGCAAAGAAUAAAGUCCCAUUGUUUGUUAUAAUAUGGACUGUGAUCAUUUAUAGCUUUCUCUCACACAAGGAAUUCCGGUUUUUGAUGCCAGUGUUACCUUUAUCAUUUCACUACUGUGGUAUUUACUUUCAAUCCCUGUGCAGAAAACCGAAAUUAAAAAAACGGAGGACAAAAAGAGCACAGGCAUCUGUUAAAAAUGAAAACAUGCGAGGUUCUCAGGAAAGUUUAUUCAGUAUUGGAGAUGGGAGCGAAAGUACGGGGACUGAAAUCUCAUCAGAACAGAGUGUAGCUACGACAGAGACAAGUGGAAUAAGUAGCGAUGCUGAUAAUGUGAAAAAUAAAGAAAGCGAAGUUGGCGUGAAUGAUACAGAGGUGGAAAAUAUUGAUCCUAAGAUAGCAGAAGAAGCAAAGCAAAGAGAUUUGUCAACAAACGAAAUCAUAGCGGAAAUGGAGAAAAAACAACGGGAAACACAUAAAAAUAAUUUGUCCAAAGCAAAGAUAUUUGUUAUCAUUUUACUAGUAACUAACAUUCCAGCAGCGAUGUAUUUUAGUCUAAUUCAUCAAAGAGGGACAAUACUUGUUAUGAAGCAUAUACAUGAUGCAAGUUUGGAGAAAAAUGUAGACGUUAUGUUCCUGAUGCCAUGCCAUUCUACUCCAUAUUACAGUUAUAUACAUCGAAACAUCAGCAUGAAAUUUCUAACAUGCGAACCAAACAUCGAGCAUAAAGAGAACUAUAUAGACGAAGCUGAAGUAUUUUUCAAAGACCCAGUAGGGUGGUUAAAAAAGGAGUACGGCAUGUCGUCCCGUCCUUGGCCAACCCAUCUUGUAUAUUUUAGUCCACUACAGAAGCAGCUCGGACUGUAUCUGACACAGAGUGGAUACAAAGAUUGUGCUAGCUUUUUUCAUACACAUCUACCAGAAGGUCGUGUAGGAACGCAUGUUCUAGUCAGUUGCAGAUAGCAAUUACUGUUUGAAGUAAAGAAUGUUUAUAGCAUGUAGAAAUGUCCAGUAAUUUUCAAAAUAUGGAUCUCUCUAUAUAUUGUUGAAAUGCAUAAUUGAGCCGUGCCAUGAGAAAACCAACAUAGUGGGUUUGCGAC